AUGACUCGUCAUGUCAUACUGAAAUCGCCUUUACUGGAGUCGGAAGAAUCAACGAUGAGACAUUCUCCGACGACGGCGAUGAGCAAGCAGGUGGAGAGGAGGAAAGUGGGAGAGGUUGCGGGAGGAGCGGCGGCGGAGUGCGCGGCUGUGUGGUGUUGCUGCCCUUGCGCGGUGGUGAACCUGGUUGUUUUGGCCGUGUACAAAGUUCCGGCGGCGGUUUGCAAGAAGGCGUGGAGACGGAGCAAACGACGGCGUUUCACUAGGAAACGACACGGUUUGCUCGCGUCAGCGGCGGCGGAAGGGAGUCAGAGCACCGUACACGCUAGAUUGAAGGAGGAAGAUCUGACGGCUGAGAUUGGUUUUCAAGAAAACGGGGCGAAUGGUGAGCUAAACGACGUCGUCAUGCUUGAGAAGGAAAUGCUGGAGCGUUUCUAUGGGGCAGGCUUUUGGAGAAGCCCUUCGCAGAGGGACACGUCAUCGGGAAGUUUUUGA
Microthlaspi erraticum is the source of this 492-nucleotide messenger RNA. The record is from the annotation of a GenBank genome assembly. NCBI's taxonomy places the organism in Eukaryota, Viridiplantae, Streptophyta, Magnoliopsida, Brassicales, Brassicaceae.